Molecule: messenger RNA, 7349 nt
Organism: Myodes glareolus (Bank vole)
Lineage: Eukaryota; Metazoa; Chordata; Mammalia; Rodentia; Cricetidae
Source: RefSeq, a predicted model, not a curated record
CCUUUGGAAGAACAAUCAGUGCUCUUAACUCCUGGGCCAUCUUUCCAGCCCCAGGGUCUCUUUUCUUUAUGUAUCCCUGAAUGUCUAAUUUGCUGUGUAGACCAGGCUGGCCCCAAAGUCACAGAGAUCUACAUGCACCACCACACUCCUUCCAAAGCAUUCCUUAAUAACAGUGGUUAUGGAAAUAGCCCCGCCUGCCAGGCUUGGUCCAAGUGCUGCGCCCUGUCCCAUUUUGUCCUCAUGGAAGUUUGUAGGCAAUGGAGCGUUUUCUUCCCCUUUGAUAGAUGAAGAGCACGAGGCUCAAAGAUGCAGGAUAACCAGCUACUCAGGGCCACACGUCACCUCCAUGGUGGGGUGGAGCAUGUCCACAGCGCGUGGCUCUGCUGCUGCUAGCCAACUGCCUGCUCAACAGCGGUUGUUUAUCAAUCACCUCCCAUGUGCCAGGCAUUUUUCUUGGUGUGAGCCAGCAGAUGAAUCCCACACCUCCACAGGGCUGCUGUCCUUGAGCCUUCCUCCUCUGGGGAGGGAUUAUCUUAAGUUGUAUCUUUGGGUGCAUCAUCCAGCCCCUUCCGCACUGUCUGUUGUUGAUCUCUGAAGCCCCUUAGAGCCGUCCCAACCUUCCCCUAGGGAGAUGAUGGCUGAGAGCUGGUGUCCCCAGAUCCGUGGACCUCGUAUUCUGAGGGCCAGGAAACACCUUCAUGGCGCACUGGCCUCACCUAGAACUCAUGCCUUGUAGUCUCCCUAAGGCCUCCUUCCUCAGGGGUGUGGCGCCUCCCACACCUCCCACAGCAGGCCGCAAGGAACUCAGUCUCCAUCUUGGCAUACCUUGUUGGGCCAGCCUGAGAAGAGGCUUGGGGCCCAUUAGCCCUCAGGCUCCUAGCCCUGCCACAUCCACAUGGCCUCCAGCCUGCUUUUCUGUGCAUCUCCCCACACAAAGAGCCUGGGUGCUGUGGCUGGCUUCAGCUGCUGAAGUGGGGAGGGAGGAAAGCAGUGAAAAGCUCUUCCGAAAGGCCUGGGCGAAGGCAGGAGCCACCCAGGUGAUGGGAGCUGGUCCCCCGGGACCCCGACCCAGGACCACAGUGAAAGGUUACUGCUAAUUGGCAAGCUCCUGAUGGGGCCCUGCAUCUAUUUAGCACUCCCCCUCCCCAGAGACUUCUAGGAUGGUCUUGGCACAGUGUGUGAUUCGAGAGCUCCCUGGGAGUCUGGCACAAUCUGUCUGAAUUGUGAACAUGGAGCCUCUUGGCUUCCUAAUUUGUACUGGUGUUGUCGUGUUUCUCUGCCCAUUGUUGCUGGUAGAUUUAGGAGCCCCUCAGCCACCCUGACUUUGGUACCCUCCCCCAGACCCAGUGGGCGCCCUCUUCUCUGCAACCUCUAGCCAGACUGUUGGAGGCCAUGCUGGGCCAGGGAGCAGCAAAGUCCCUACCCCCCUCCCCUGACCUGUGGCCUGGCCUCAGGGCCCAGCUCUCACCCACCAUCAGCCCUGACACUAACACCGCUUGUCCAUCCCGUCACAGGGGGCAGAUGGCCUGUCGGAGCCGGAGGGCAUCUCUCUGAAGCGGGUUGCUGUGGUGGAAGAUUUCUUUGACAUCAUCUACUCGAUGCACGUGGAGAGCUCCGCAGAGCCAGGCAAAGCCCCCAAGCACGCUGGGCAGAAGAAAACCUACCGAGCGAUCGCGGAGACCUACGCCUUCCUCCCCAGAGAGGCUGUGACUCGGUUCCUCAUGAGCUGCACGGAAUGUCAGAAGAGGAUGCACUUUAACUCCAGCGGCCCGGAGCCCAAAGAGAGCGAGCCUCCGUCCCCUCUGGUGUCUGGCAUUAUUGACUACAACAUGCCCCUCACCUCCACCUACUUGAAGCAGAUGAAGCUGCGAGUGAUGAACUCUCAGGAGCAGGAUGAAACCUCUGUGAGCAGUGAGGAUUUUGAUAUGAAUGACUCCACAUGGAUGUCAGCUGACCCCCACCUGGCCUCCAGCCUGAGCCCCAGCCAGGAGGAGAGGAUGCGGAGCCCGCAGAACCUCCAUAGCCAAGAGGACGACGACUCCUCCUCUGAGAGCGGCAGCGGCAAUGGCUCUUCUACCCUGAACCCAUCCACUUCGAGCAGCACACAGGGUGAUCCUGCCUUCCCUGAGAUGAAUGGCAACGGUACUGCAGCCCCCAUGGACUUCACUGCCACUGCUGAGGAUCAGCCGAUCAACUUGUGUGAUAAGCUCCCACCAGGCACAGCGCUGGGCACACCGUCCUACCCCUCAGAUGGCUGCAGCACUGACGGGCUGCGGAGCCGUGUCAAGUACGGGUCUCCCCCCUACAGCUCUGGAAGCUAUGAUUCCAUCAAGACUGAGGUCAGUGGCUGUCCUGAGGACCUGACAGUGGGCCGGGCCCCCACAGCAGAUGAUGACGAUGAUGAUCAUGAUGACCAUGAGGACAAUGACAAGAUGAAUGACUCAGAGGGCAUGGACCCUGAGCGGCUCAAGGCCUUCAAUAUGUUUGUGCGGCUGUUUGUGGAUGAGAACCUGGACCGCAUGGUGCCCAUCUCCAAGCAGCCCAAGGAGAAGAUCCAGGCCAUCAUCGAGUCCUGCAGCCGGCAGUUCCCCGAGUUCCAGGAGCGGGCCCGCAAGCGCAUCCGCACAUACCUCAAGUCCUGUCGUCGCAUGAAGAAGAACGGCAUGGAGAUGACCAGACCCACUCCUCCCCACCUGACCUCAGCCAUGGCAGAAAACAUCCUAGCAGCUGCCUGUGAGAGUGAGACGAGAAAAGCAGCUAAAAGGAUGCGCCUGGAGAUCUACCAGUCCUCACAGGAUGAACCCAUAGCCCUGGAUAAGCAACACUCUCGGGACUCCACCGCCGUCACCCAUUCCACCUACUCACUGCCAGCCUCUGCCUACUCCCAGGACCCUGUGUACGUCAACGGUGGCCUCAACUACAGCUACCGUGGCUAUGGGUCCUUGAGCAGCAACCUGCAGCCCUCUGCUUCCCUCCAGACAGGAAAUCACAGUAACGGGCCCACAGACCUCAGCAUGAAAGGUGGGGCCUCUACACCCACUCCUCCCACACCCACCCCUUCCAGCAACAGCACCAGCAGGACCAUGCCCACGGCUCAGCUCAGCCCCACAGAGAUCAGCGCUGUGCGGCAGCUCAUCGCCGGCUACCGAGAGUCUGCAGCCUUCCUGCUGCGUUCUGCGGAUGAACUGGAAAAUCUCAUUUUACAGCAGAACUGACCCCGCUGGCCCCCAGAAUGCACCAGGGAAGGAGGCUGUCCCAGCUUGGACCCAGCUUCCUGCCUCACCAGUUGGUACAUUGUUUUCUGAAAGAGGUGGGACCCAAAAGAGCUGUUUCUAGCCACAGUCCAAGCAUCUGAGACUUUGGGCACAAGGACACUUUUUUUUCCCUUUUCCUUUUCCUUAUUUUUUUUUUUUUUUUUUUUUUUUUUUUUUUUUUUUGGAAUUUCACCACACGGGUGCUCUGACCUGCUUGGAAAGAGGCCAAUGGGGCAGCUCUAGAAGGAUUGGGCUCCCCUGACAAGGCACAGGGGCUGCAGCUCUACUUAGAAUUCAUCUUCAUGGACCCUGAUGUUAGAACCCCCAUCCCAAUAAUUACCUUUGAAGUCUUAGGUGAGCAGAAUUGCAUAUUUAUUGAGAAGAGCAAACGUGGACCCUUUCUUCCUCUCCCCUUAGUAAUUUAUUUUUCUGAAAUGGAUUCUUUUGUGUUUGUACAGAUUGCCAGUCUGUGUCUGUCUGAUCAGAAGGAUGUACCCCUGUACCUAACAUUCCAUAUCACUACACUGACGUGGGCUGGAGGCCAGCAGUUAGGCACCAGCUCGCUGUUGGAGUGCCCAGCACCCCUGGGAAGGCUACCACACUCCACUAGGCUAUCUUGUUGCAGAUCCCAGUGCUGCCACAGGGACACUGACAGGAACUGCCAAACAGGAGGACCUCACCCGCACCCACUGCAAACAAAAGCCCCCACCCAUCCUCCAGAGUUCCAGUCACACGGUCACCUGUAUUCUACCUCACACUCCAGCGUGGGCUUUUCCAGGAUGUGCUCCAAGCGUGUUCUGAAUGGCUGUCUCCCCAACUCCCACACAAUGUAUCUAUCUGCAUCAGACCGAGGGAGGGGCUUGGCCCUACAAACCAGCAGCUUGCCAUUGCCUGGCUCUUAGAGAUCUUGGAAGGAUGCAGUGCCGGGAGCUGGUCAAGGACCCAGGUCUGAUGAGCACAGGCCUCAGCCCCAGAUAACCUGCUAGAAGGGCCACUUCUUCAGGGCCAGCUCUCUGUCAGGCACCUGUGUGCCCCAGGGUGGACUGUGCUUCCACCCUCACCUCAUGGUGGGAGUAAAGGGGUCAGACCAUCGGUGCAAGUGGGGGAGCUACUUGUGUUCUCCUAGGACCAGACUUUCUUGUGGAAAGGCCUGUUCUCUAAGAAACCCAAGUCCCUGGAGUGUGACAAGGGACAAGAAAAAGCUGACCUGGUUUCCUUCCUUCCUGAUAGGCACUUCCUCUUGCUCUGUGCAAUACCUACCAGUGCUGCUAAAACCAGGGAUUCACCUAGACCUCAGCAGGCCAGGGGGCCUCUCCCUCAACACUCCGUAGCCAUGACAGCAGCACUCUGCUGCCUGCCCCUGCCCAGAGCUGGCAGAAGCCCUUUUGCCUUUCCUCCCUCAGAGCAAGGAGGCCUCAGGGGAGCCAGGGCUGCGUGGACACUAGGAUAACCACAGAAAGCCACUCUCGAUCCCAGAGCAGGUGCCCCUUCCCAAACAGGUGGGCAGGCAGUGCAGUGCAGAUUCCCUACCUGUUCAGAUUCAGGGCUGCCAGGCAGGGCUCCUCACCCUGCACAUUUCCUCCCUGGGGUUAAAUGUGGUCUUUCAUAUGGCCUCCAAUGCCUACCCAGCCACACCACCUCUGCCUUCAUGUGCCCGCUCACCAGGCCUCUGGACUGGGCCAGGACACCUGAGCCCCCUUCGUACAGCACAAGCUCCAGUGCCCAGGGCCUCCCCACAGCUGGCCGACCAUAUGCCCAGUUCCCCACCUGCUCAGUAAGACUCCUGGAUGUUUGAAUUUGUGUAAAUAUUUAUUUUUGUGUGUGAAUACUACAAAGUAAUCAGAUCUUUUGCAAAAUGUUACCCCCGGCAAUUUGUGAAAAUAUUAAUGUUAAAAAUUGGCAGAGACAAUCGCCGCCCUAGAAUUUCUGGUAUCAAUUACUUACCAUGUCAUUUCUGCUCCCAGAGGCAGUACCCAAGCUAGACACAAAUGGUUUGCAUUUCUGGAAGACGAGAGAAGAGACUAGGCAGGGACUCAAGAAAGAGCAUGAUCUGUAGACCUUAAGUGGUGUUUCCUAAGUGCAAGCAGUCUUGAUCAGUCACCAUAGCUACUGUCUUGAGCAGCCACCAGCAGCCUGCUCCCAGAGUAUGGUGUAAGCAUAGGUUCUACGUGUUUUCAAGAAAAGCAGAACCAGUGCCAGUGCUGAUGGCUUCCAGAGGGACUGCAGGACAGUGGAUGCUGUCAUACUGAUCUGGACUUCUUCCCAGAGAAGCUGUCCCCAAAGCCUCAGAGACAGCCAUAUCAGGAGCAAGUUAAUAUGGACACAGGAUUCUAUUACCUAGUUCAGUCAGGGGACUUGUUCUGUUUUACUUUUGUUUUAAAAGAUGCAGCUUCAAGUCUUCCCCUUCUGACUUGGGCCUGCCUUUUCCCAGGGGAGCUCCCCAAAGCCCUGCCCUACAGCCACUCCAGGCUGGUGGAAGGUUUAGCAUGAAGUAAUCAUCGGUGAUCUCAAGUGAAAUGGAAAUGCACUGUAGGAUACACCAGUGCCAGAGUCCUUGCAGGGCAGAUCCUGCAGGUGUCAAGAGAAGUGGUGGAUGACCUGUGAUGUGAUGGUGUACACAAGAGCAGUGAUGGUGUACAUGGCCUUUUCUCGCACCACUCAAAUGGGCAGCUUAUUCCCAAGGAUGGUGUUGGGGAGGGGCAGGCAGAGCUAGGAGGGUCUUAGAGGACUUGGAACAGAUGGAACCCAUCUGUCCUCCCCUAUUCUCAAGGGCCACAUAUGACUCCACAGGUGGUUAUAGGAUUAACUACCAGUUCAUUCUCAAAAUGCUGCUUUGAUCUCAGAGGGUUGAUACUUUUAAUUUGUAAUUUUUUGUAAAACUUUUUACAAGAUAGUAAAGUAUUUCACCAGAAUACCAGUUUCAAUCCGUCCGUGGUCUGAUUUUUAUAUAAUUUAGUGGUGCUUUAGAAACUUUGUUUUGUUGUUUCUGAGCUCAACAGCUCGAUCCUCUCUUGCCUGUAUCUACCUAAGACCAAUGUGAACCUUUGUAUUUUGCUCCUAAUUUUGGACUCAGUGGAAGUGUACUGUUUACAUGUACAGACGCCCCAUCCCUGUGUGUUCUGCAAGACGCGUGCUCGAGGAGGAAGAUGCACCUCACUAGCUCAUCUGCUUAGCAAAGCCACAAAGCAAAACCUCUCACUUUGUACCCGUUUCCACCUAAAAACAAAACCCUACACCACCUUGAACUCAGAUUUGCCAACACACUCUGCCUGGUGGAUGCCCUGUGCCUCUAUCAUGUGUUCACUUAGGAGAGGAAUCAAGAUAGCACCUUCUGUCCGCUGGGUAUGGGCUAGCACACAGGAGACAGCAAGGCAGGACUUCGCUGCCCAGCUCUUGGGGGAAGUUCUUUGGGCAGCAGGCAAUAGAAGGUCAAGAGGACUCAUGGGUCUUCGGGAGCAAGCCAGGCAGGAUUUAGGGACAACACAAGAAGUCAUCAAUCUGCUGGCAUAACUGAGAUACAUUUUGGAAGAGCAUAAAUUCCAUGUCAGGUGAGACUGUGACUUUCAGUGCAGAUGGUACAAGCACUUCUUCAGGGUUCCCAUCACCUCUGGGGAGGGUCAGGGGCUCCAGACAGUAAGCAUAAGGCACUUACCGCAAGCAGUGGAUGGCACCAACUUUUAAAGGUGACUUUAUUAAUCAAUGGUUUCACCGCUAAAUUAUAUUUUUACAGAUAUGCACCUAUGCAACUUAAUGUGGCUCUUCUAAGCAGGUGAGGACCUCCUCCUCAAUGCUCUAUAAAGUGUUUGUGUUCUGUAGAGUUCCCAGUAAAUGUGGCUUAAUACUUUAAUUCUUAGGAUGUGUCUUUCUACGUGAUGCGGCUACUAAAUUCUGUUUUGUUUGUGGAAUGACUAGCACAGGCCGAUGCCCUCUUUCCCUCACUUACCAGAAGACCAAUGAGCUGUUAAUGAGCGGUUAUCUCCAUGGUAUUACUGCUAAAUGCACUGAUGUCAUAAGUAUGUGGAACCCUUUUCCUUUUGAAACUGUGUAUCAUAUACCAGACUGAAUCUACUUAAUAAACACUGAACAACAAACCCA